Molecule: messenger RNA, 1794 nt
Organism: Filobasidium floriforme
Lineage: Eukaryota; Fungi; Basidiomycota; Tremellomycetes; Filobasidiales; Filobasidiaceae
Exons: 7
Biological process (GO): DNA-templated transcription; regulation of DNA-templated transcription
Cellular component (GO): nucleus
Molecular function (GO): DNA-binding transcription factor activity, RNA polymerase II-specific; DNA binding; zinc ion binding
Source: RefSeq, a predicted model, not a curated record
AUGUCCAGGGACAGUCAAUCCAGCUUUUCUUCCCGAACGGGCAAUUCUCCGAAUCCGUUUCAUCUCGAGUUGACGACGAAGGGACGAAAGAGGAAAAGGUUGGCAAAGGCUUGUUCGGCUUGCCACAAGAACAAGAGAAGAUGUGACGGAUUCGCGCCGUGCAGCAACUGCGAAUUUUCAUCUCGGGUCUGUUCGUAUCUUAAUGCCGCGGGAGAAGCCAUCCCUCCUCCUCGGACUCGCGAUGCCAUGCAAGUUGACAAGUCGGAAUCUCCCGAUGACAAGAAACCCACGGACGAUGACACGAACAGGCCGGACAUGGCCGAUCCCUCACUCGCUCCACACGGGUCUGCCCAAGCACCUCGACGCUCGAUCGACCUGACCUGGGCGGUCGAAAGGGAGUCUCAGAGAGAGUGGUAUCUCUCGGUCGUCGAGCGUAUCGACGCGGAUGACAUCUUGGUCGAAGAGAUGUGUCAUCAAUUCUUCGCCAGGGUGCACCCUUACCAGCUCAUGUUCCACCAACCUACCUUUGCCUACCGACGUUACCUCGACCGGGUCCCGUCUGCGCUCUUGCAUAUCAUUUACGCAUUCGCCGUGCGUUUCAUGCACCACUCGAUCUUCGUUCCGCCUUCCAUCUCGGAAUCGAACGCCCACUUUCCCGCACAUGCGCGAGGCGAAGUGUUAGCGAGUCGCGCUAAACAAGAGGCCAACGCCUGGUUGAGGGCGUCCGGAAUCGCCAAGGGAGACGAUCUGAUGGAGGGGAUCAACAAGCGCAGGAACGACCCCGCCUACAAAUUGACCUGGACCGACACCGAGAUGAUCCAGGCUAUCUGUCUGAUCGGGCUGUAUGAACAGAGUAUGGGGAGGCCGCACAAGUCUGUUCAGUACCUGGACAUCGCGAUUGAGCUAGCUCGACCUAGGAAUGGGGAACCGAAUAACCUCGCAAUCGAGGAUGAAGUUGUAUCGGACGAACAGAGAACCGCCACUCUGGUAGAAUGCCGCUCACGCACGCUGUGGAUGCUCUACCUGGCGGAUGUUUCAGCGUCGGCUGACGGUCGGGCCAGACGUCUAACUGACGCCGAGCUUACUUCGACGCCCUUGCCUGGAAGCGAAUCCUUGUGGCAUCGCUCAGGGGGUUAUACGGCGACGAAGCCAAAGGCAAUGUUCGGAGCGGAUGUUCCCUUGGAUAAAUACGAUGUCGGCGAAUUCGGUCAUGUCGUCAGGAUUUUGUCGGUCUUCUCUCGAAUCAUGGAACUCUCCAACCGUUGCUCAAGCGGGAAGCUCCCGCACGUCUCUCCGGACGACCUGUCAUACUCUUUGAGGAAUUGGGCCUGCUCUCUCCCACCGCACUUGCGUUUCGACGAGGUCAACUUUGUCGGCAGCUUGAACAAACUGGCUUCGCCCGUCGCAUGGAUGUCGGCCACCGGGUUCUGUUUUGCGCUCUCACACUCCCUGGCCGAGUCGAGCCAGUUUUACCUGCAAUCUAUAGCGGCUCAAUCCGGAGACGUUGAUGCUGGUAUGACGGCCAGACGACAAUCACAAGCGGUGGAUAACCUGGCUGUGAUUCUGGAUACGAUCGGAGACAUCGGAAGACACUCGCCGCAGAUGUUCUUUCCUCUGCACAUAGUAUCCAAUUGGAUCACGCACACCGCCUCGUCCUUAGCCCCCGGUGCAAGCCCUUCUGCGGCCCACCAACAGACCGAGAUGCGGUUGAAACAGUGGUACGGGGACCUGUUUGCAAUAUGGGGCACUCAGCGGCGUCCAAUCCCUCCAAGGCCAGUCGCGCCGGAGGUUCCU